AUGCCAGCCAUAGGCGCACCCAAAGGGCACGUAGACCGCCUCCCUCCCCUAGACAACUUAUGCCCGACGUGUAGCCAACUCAACCUCUCAGCUGAGAAGUUCCUCUCAGGCCAGCCCAAGGCCAGCUCCCUCCCUGGCUUCCUCGCCCGUCCAAUCGACCCCGUCGGGCUACAGCCGCGGGAGCUUGGCUAUCUCGACGAGAUCUACCGGAGAAGAGACGAAUGUCCCUUGUGCUGGCUUCUCUUCAACGCAACGCACGCGACGAACGAAGAAGGCGCAGAUCGUUUCGAAUGGAGCCGCCCCAACGUCCGCCAGGCAAUCGGCUACGAUGGCCUCACGAGGGAUAACGGCCGCGUCCGCUGCUCCGUCGAGUGGCAGCUCGACGGCCGUUUCUUGGAACCUUCUGUAGGGCCGAGAGACAUGACGCAUGCGCCGCCGACUCGCCGCUUGAAGGUCUUUAGCCCGGACGAAAUCUUCACCGAGGCCUACAUCAUGCUGCUGGCCACGGAACCUCACACGACGUGGGACAAGACCUUCCUGGCCCGGCGAAUUUCUCCUCAACAGGCCGACGUAAGUCUUCUCCGGCGCUGGCUCGACAUAUGUAGGACACACCAUGGCAGCGGCUGUCAGCCCUCCCCGCCGGAUGAAGUCUUCUCGCUACUCGAGAACCUCAAGUUCAUCGACUUGGACGAGGAGAAAAUCGUCACCAGCACCCGUGGCGGUGUUCAAGUGACUGAAUACGCGACUCUGAGCUACGUAUGGGGUGGGACCCAACCUCUCAUUCUGACGAAGGAGAAUGUGUCCGGGUACUCUUCAAAGGGAUCCCUCGGUCCCAACACGCCAGGUCUACCAAAUACCGUCCGCGAUGCCAUGAUGCUAGUCAAAGCGUUGGGUGUAAAGUAUUUCUGGGUCGACGCUCUCUGCAUCCUUCAAGACGACACGGAGGAGAAGUUCCGCGUCGUCCCGAUGAUGGACCGCGUAUACGGACACUCGAUCCUCACAAUCUGCGCCGCCGCCGGCAGCGGCUCUCACCAUGGAAUCCCAGGAUCCCCAUCUACGCCCCGCGAGGCCCGGCAGCCGAAAGUCCGGUGCAACGGCAUCGACCUGGUGACCACCAAGACGGUCGAGGGGCUCGUCGAGAACACAAUGUGGAAUAGCAGGGCCUGGACGUUCCAGGAACGGAUGCUCUCCAAGCGGUCUAUGAUCUUUGUCGAGAAUCGCGUCUUCUUUCAGUGCCGCCACGCGACGUGGUCCGAAGAGGUCUUUUCCGAGGUGCUCACCCCGUCGUGGACCUUGGAAAUGAUACGGUCUCCUCUGAAAUCGUUUGAGAAGAACCCGGUCAGGCUGUACUUGGAGUGCGUCGAGCUCUUCAGCGGCAGGCUCAUGACGUUACAGAGCGAUCGGUUACCGGCCUUUGAGGGCAUGGCGGCCAUCCUUUCUCCCCCGCUCCGCGCCAACCUCUUUUACGGGAUGCCAGACUCCUAUUUCGACUUUGCGCUCUUGUGA
Messenger RNA from Colletotrichum paranaense, 1506 nucleotides. RefSeq lists its product as uncharacterized. The transcript has a single exon. The record is from RefSeq and is a predicted model, not a curated record. Lineage: Eukaryota; Fungi; Ascomycota; Sordariomycetes; Glomerellales; Glomerellaceae. The coding region runs from base 1 to 1506 and encodes 501 amino acids.